Rosa chinensis is the source of this 1478-nucleotide messenger RNA. Its product is annotated as glyceraldehyde-3-phosphate dehydrogenase B, chloroplastic. Bases 1 to 1359 code for a protein of 452 amino acids. NCBI's taxonomy places the organism in Eukaryota, Viridiplantae, Streptophyta, Magnoliopsida, Rosales, Rosaceae. Gene Ontology annotation, biological process: glucose metabolic process. The record is from RefSeq and is a predicted model, not a curated record. Gene Ontology annotation, molecular function: NAD binding; glyceraldehyde-3-phosphate dehydrogenase (NAD+) (phosphorylating) activity; NADP binding. Gene Ontology annotation, cellular component: chloroplast. The transcript has 9 exons.
AUGGCCUCCCACGCAGCUCUAGCUUAUUCAAGAAUCCCAGCCAACACCAGGCUUCCCUGCAAGACCUCCCACUCUUUUCCCGCUCAAUGCUUCUCCAAGAGGCUGGAAGUUGCUGAAUUCUCUGGCUUGAGAUCCAGUUCAUGUUUGACCUAUGCAACCAAUGGUAGAGAGGCAUCAUUCUUUGAUGCUGUGGCUGCUCAACUCACUCCCAAGACUUCAGGAUCAGCUCCUGUUAAGGGAGAGACGGUGGCCAAAUUGAAGGUGGCUAUCAACGGAUUUGGACGGAUUGGCAGGAACUUUCUCCGAUGCUGGCAUGGCCGGAAGGAUUCACCCCUUGAGGUCAUUGUUGUCAAUGACAGUGGUGGAGUCAAGAAUGCUUCCCACUUGCUGAAAUAUGAUUCUAUGCUGGGUACUUUCAAAGCAGAUAUAAAAGUAGUUGACAAUGAAACUAUCAGUGUUGAUGGUAAGCCUGUCAAGGUUGUCUCUAACAGAGAUCCCCUGAAGCUUCCAUGGGCUGAGAUGGGCAUUGACAUUGUUAUUGAGGGAACAGGAGUUUUUGUGGAUGGCCCUGGGGCUGGUAAACACAUCCAAGCUGGUGCUAAGAAAGUUAUCAUUACAGCUCCAGCAAAAGGUGCCGAUAUUCCUACCUAUGUUGUAGGAGUAAAUGAAAAAGAUUAUGGCCAUAGCGUUGCAGACAUUGUGAGCAACGCUUCCUGCACCACAAAUUGUCUGGCUCCUUUUGUGAAGGUCCUCGAUGAAGAAUUCGGUAUUGUCAAGGGAACCAUGACAACUACUCAUUCCUACACUGGAGACCAGAGACUGUUGGAUGCUUCACACAGGGACUUGAGGAGAGCACGGGCAGCAGCACUGAACAUAGUGCCCACAAGCACUGGUGCAGCCAAGGCAGUGUCUCUAGUGCUGCCUCAGCUCAAAGGCAAGCUCAAUGGCAUUGCCCUCCGUGUGCCAACACCUAACGUGUCAGUAGUCGACCUUGUUAUUAAUGUUGCAAAGAAGGGCAUUACAGCAGAAGAUGUCAAUGGAGCCUUCAGAAAGGCAGCUGAUGGGCCACUGAAGGGCAUAUUGGCAGUGUGUGAUGUUCCUCUUGUGUCUGUAGACUUCAGGUGCACCGAUGUUUCCUCCACCAUUGACUCUUCCUUGACUAUGGUCAUGGGUGAUGAUAUGGUCAAGGUUGUGGCCUGGUACGACAACGAAUGGGGAUACAGCCAAAGGGUUGUGGAUUUGGCACAUUUGGUUGCAAGCAAGUGGCCAGGGACACCAGUAGUGGGAAGCGGAGACCCGUUGGAGGAUUUCUGCAAGGAUAACCCUGCUGAUGAAGAGUGCAAAGUCUAUGAAGCUUAGACUGAUGUAUAUUUUUGGCUAGCUGUAUAGGAGCCAGGGCUUAGCUCUAUUUGUUAUCAGCAAAUGCUUAUUUUGUAAUCAGGACUGAGGCAAAUAAAUUUGUUAUUUAUUGGUGAGAA